Messenger RNA from Diaporthe citri, 516 nucleotides. RefSeq lists its product as uncharacterized. The coding region runs from base 1 to 516 and encodes 171 amino acids. The record is from RefSeq and is a predicted model, not a curated record. The transcript has 4 exons. Gene Ontology annotation, biological process: carbohydrate metabolic process. NCBI's taxonomy places the organism in Eukaryota, Fungi, Ascomycota, Sordariomycetes, Diaporthales, Diaporthaceae. Gene Ontology annotation, molecular function: cellulase activity.
AUGAAGUUCUUGGGCGCUCUUUUACUGGCGGCCACGUCUGUCACGGCGCUCAGCGGCAAGGCGACGACUACACGCUAUUACGAUGGUCUGAAGGGAGCUUGUGGUUGUGGUACCGGUAAUACGGCCUUUGGGUGGCAGUGUACGAAUCGCUGUGGAAACGGCCUUUACACCGCUGCUGCCUCCACUUCUUUGUUUGGCAGCGCGACGUGGUGUGGCUCCGGCUGUGGGACGUGCUUCAAGCUCACGUCCACCGGCUCAGCGCCCUCGGGCCAGGGCACGGGAGGGGCAGCGGGCAGCAGCAUCACGGUGAUGGUCACGAACCUCUGUCCAUACAAUGGCAAUGAGAAGUGGUGCCCUCAGAGCGGUAACAAUGACUACGGGUACGCUUAUCAUUUCGACAUCAUGGCACAGAGUCAGGUGCUGGGCGACAAUCCGAUCGUGGACUUUGAACAGGUGUCCUGUCCCAGUACCCUGUCAUCCGACUACCAACAGUGCCAGUGUGCCACAGGCGGUUAA